CCUUCCUCUCUCUCUCCCCUCCUUCAAUUCAAGAUCGGCAAUUCUUUUGCCUCCCCCUACCGUUUCAGGUUCGCUUUCAGACAACAACAACAACGUUUAGUAAGGGGGCUGGCUGGUUGGUUGGUUUGCCUGCAGACCGCAAGGGUUUUCGUUCGAUAGGUCCGCCGCCGCGCCUUGGAUCCUCCCAACUCCAACUUGCAUUCUGACUGGCACCUGCAUCAAGCGCCCGCAGUCUAUUGAUUCUUACCCGUUAAGCUACCGAGCUUGCAGACGCUAUCCUGCGCUCUCACUGGAUCAUGAAAGCGCGUGCGACACUCGACCGCAUAUAUCGUCGGUGAUUGUCUCCUGACUCUGACGGGGGCCGAACUUUUUUGGACCGUCAUAUACCCUGUCGGUGGCCGCCAUGGAUCGUGUGGAGGGUCCUUCGGCAUCCAACAUUGAUGCUGCCCCUUUUCAGCCCUCCUCUCUGCUCUCCCGACGGCGCAAGUCCAUCCCUUCACGCUCGCAUACCACCGACCCUUCAACAACGGUCGAUCCGGCCUCUCCCGAAGUCAUCUCCUCUCUGAUAUCGUCCCUUUCGACCAUCUCCGUGCCCCUCCAGACCCAUUUCGACAAAGUCCCGCGCAUUGAUUCGGAGACCGACACGUUGUCGCCAGUGUGCUUACCGCCCGGCCAACAUUCCAGUCCCGACCAGCGCCACUCCAGCGUGCAUGGCUUUGGAGUAAGCUUCGGGGCGCGGCAGGUGUCUGAGGAGGCACUGCAGGGUCCAUUUCUGCAUCCAGACGAUGCAGCCGUUGCCCCUGUCAUUCGCAUGGCCCGGGCGCCCCCGUCUCCCAAAUCUAAACCAACUCUCGAUCCUGCCUUAUCGCUCGGAAGACCUACCUCCAGGGGUUCGUUCACAUCAUCGAAGGCGGCCUAUGAAGACUCCGCCUUUGGUAUGAUUACGGCGGAACCAGGGCCUCGAGUUUCCACGGCAAAUAGUGUGGCUUCGUCGGGCUCCAGGAAAAGCAUUAGGAACCAAUUCUGUCUCCUCAAAAAGUCAUCACGGGAAUUUGGCGGCGAUAGGGACCGGCAGACCGACCGCCUGCGCAAGACGAGUAGCUUCAACGACGGGCUGAGGCACAAUAUACCGCGCAGUCGAGCCAGCUUACGCUCCCUGUACUCUAUGGCUGACGUCGCCGAGGAAGGACGCCCAAUCCGUUCGGCCACGGAACCCACCAGAGAAUCCGCAUUCAGCAGGCCUUCCAGUAAGGAGCGCCUCUCGUUGCAAAGUGCCCGCGAUAGCGCACCCAGUACGCCUGGUGGAAUCGGCAGUGGGCGGGUUAUCCCUGCUCGAGAGUCUUCGUUACGGCAUAGCUUCUCUUCCAGCCACAAGCACCACAGACCCACUCGCCAUAGCCGGCAUCCCUCGACAAGUAGCAGAGAGAUGAAAGUGGACAGCGCCGUGUUAGAAAUGGGGAGUGAGGCCGAACAAGUUACGAAGAGAAUCCAGGAAUUGAAAGACCAGCAGCAAAAGAUCAAGAACGAAUUAGAGAUAGACAAUACCCCCGACAAGCCCACUAGAGAAUGGAUCGUGGAGCCUGUUCGAGAGUCGCCCCGUCCUGGUGAAAGUGGGGAAGCUGCUGUACAUCGACAGAUGACGCACCAGAAAAAGUCCGCCCUCGACGAGAGCGCACCAGCCCCGGCAAUCAUGACGGGCAAGAGUCGCUCCCCACUUCGUAACGGACCCCCGAUCGCCUCAAAGCCCACCAAUGCAUUGCCACCAUCUUUGGACAUGUCAGACCAACUCACCUGUUACAGCCGAUCUCUGGAACAGUCAACUUCACAAAAGCCUCACAGACGUUCUCUUUCCGAGGCGGGCUCCCCCGUCAAUAUUUCAACCGGGGAAGAUCGCCCGUCUAGUGCUGAUUCCAUCGAUCUAGCGGUUCACGACUAUAUAUCUUCUUCCACACUUACCCAGAAGGUCUUCCAUCCCACCUCGGGUCGCGUUAUUGCGUUUUCGGAGGUUGGGGACCCCAAAGGCCAUGUAGUUCUUUGUUGCCUUGGCAUGGGCCUAACCAGGUACUUGAUGGCAUUCUACGAUGAACUGGCACGAUCCCUGCACCUUCGGUUGAUCACUCUGGACCGUCCCGGUGUAGGUGAAAGCGCUCCGUAUGUGGACGAGUCGGGAACCCCUCUGAGUUGGCCUGAUGAUGUUGCCAUUGUAUGCAAUCACAUCAAAGUCACUAAGUUCUCGAUCAUGGCCCACUCUGCCGGCGCCAUCUACGCAUUGGCCACUGCACUACGGAUCCCGCAACAUAUCCGCGGCCGCAUCCAUUUACUGGCCCCGUGGAUUCCUCCGUCUCAGUUGUCCAGCAUUGGCUCGCAAAAGACCCCCGUCCCGACCAAUGCUGUCCCUUACUCUCAACGGAUACUUCGGGCAUUGCCAACGUCCAUUCUCAAGGUGGCCAACUCGAGCUUUAUGAGCGCGACCAGUGCAAGCCUUACCUCUAGCUUGCCUAAGUCCCCUCGACGGGCCAAACGAAAGACGACACCGAAGGAUGGCUCAAGCCCAACUGGUCUAGAGACCAAGGGCAUGCAGCGGCUUCCAGCCAAGUUAUACCAACAGGAGGCAGAUCUGAAAGCGCUAGAGGGAUUGAAGACACCGCAUGUUUCUGUGGGGGAGGGCUAUCAGAAGGCCGAUUCCACGAAGGGUCAGACUCUGGUUGCCUCGUCCCAGGAACAUGAGCGCCAGAUGGAUUACGACAAUCGACUGACCCAUAGAAUCUGGGAUCUAGCCACUACCAACGCAAACCCGGCGGUAGAUUUGCUGGUCUGCUUGGAACGUCGCCAGCCGAUUGGGUUUCGUUAUGUAGACAUCACUCGGAAUGUUGUGAUACACCAUGGAAGUCGCGAUACGCGUGUUCCUGUUGACAAUGUCCGAUGGUUGGGCCAAACCAUGCGGCGUUGUGAGGUCCGAGUUCUCGAAGGUGAGGGCCAUGGGCUCAUGGCAUCCGCAGCUGUGAUGGGCAAUGUCCUGAUGGAAAUUGCCAAAGAAUGGGAAGAUUGGAUGAUUGUGGUCCAGGGAAAGCGCCGAGGCACUACAGGGACACGCUCAGGAAUUGCUGUCCAGGCCUCUUGAACAUUGGAGGGGCGGUGAUAGCUCGUUGUCGCCAGACCGGGACCGUUUGGCAGGCAAAGAAGCCGAAAAAAGGCGGCAGGAGGGAGGGGGAUGCAUGGAGGGUAGAGAACGCGAUGAUGGAUCCCUGUGGGAUCUGCCACCCACGUUGCUCGAAUUGCUGAAACAUACCGCUGCAGGUUCGGUGGUUUUGUGCUGCGGCUCCCAUCUAUGAAAGGCUUCACUUCCGUCCUCUGUCCUACAUCCAUGAGCGAGUUUCAUUCAUAUGCCUCUAUGCACGUCGCGACCAAGACUUGAUGCCCAGCUCUUUUUCUUUUCUUUUUUUUUUUUUCUUUGCCGUGCCCCCUUUGAUCAUGAUACCAUCCGUUUAUAGCCACAUACCCCAACCAUAGCAUAGAUAGCCG
Molecule: messenger RNA, 3522 nt
Organism: Aspergillus heteromorphus CBS 117.55
Lineage: Eukaryota; Fungi; Ascomycota; Eurotiomycetes; Eurotiales; Aspergillaceae
Product: alpha/beta hydrolase
Exons: 2
Coding region: 404-3121 (905 amino acids)
Source: RefSeq, a predicted model, not a curated record